AUGGCGACCUCCCAGCCGCCCGAUCAUGGCCGCUUCGGUCACAGUCCACGCGAGCAUGAUGACACACUCUCUUCCACUGCCGCGACAUCAAUCUCAGAGAAAGACCGAACCUCAGACCCGGAUCGGCCUGAUCCAGACGUGGAACGAGGAAUACCCGUGAUUGACAUCUCCCAAGAUGCCGACGAGAAGUCGGUGCCGGUUACUGCUGUGACCCACGACCCCAACGUCGUCGACUGGGACAGUCCCACAGACCCGGAGAAAGCCCUCAACUGGACGGAGAAGAAGAAAUGGUCUAACAUCGGUAUCAUCUCUUCCGUCACAUUCUUGACGCCACUGGCUUCGUCUAUGGUCGCACCCGCCAUACCCCUCAUCAUGAAGGAGUUCCACACGACCGACACUACCAUCGGCAGUUUCAUCGUCUCCAUCUACAUCCUGGGCUACGCAGUUGGGCCGCUGUUUCUCGCCCCUCUGUCAGAGGUCUACGGCCGCUUGCCCGUCUACCAUGUGUGCAACCUCAUGUUCGUCAUUUGGACGAUAGCAUGCGCGUUGGCCCCUUCCGUCGGCCCUAUGCUGGUAUUCCGACUUUUUGCUGGUAUUGCCGGCAGUUGUCCUAUCACUAUUGGUGCUGGUUCUAUUGCAGAUCUGACCGUCCCAGAAAAGAGAGGCGUUGCCAUGGCGCUGUGGACUUUGGGUCCCCUCUUGGGACCCGUCAUAGGACCGGUGGCGGGCGGUUUCCUAGGACAGGCGGCUGGCUGGCGCUGGAUAUUCUGGCUCGUCACCAUUGCUGCUGGUGUGGCCUCGGGCUUGGCUGUCAUUUUCUUGCGCGAAACCUACGAGCCAAUUCUGCUCCAGCGACGCACCAACCGGCUGCGGAAGGAGACUGGUAAUAUGGAACUGCGGUCAAGACUUGACAAAGGCAUUUCGAUGCGCCAAUAUUUGUGGGUUUCCAUCGUCCGACCUAGCAAGAUGCUCGUCUUCUCGCCGAUCGUCUUGACUCUAUCCAUCUACAUGGCAGUAGUAUAUGGCUAUCUCUAUCUGCUAUUCACCACCAUCACGCUAGUGUUUGAGGAAGGCUAUGGCUUUAGCCAGGGUGUCGUCGGGCUUAGUUACUUGGGCAUUGGCGUCGGCUCCGUGAUGGGGCUUUUUCUCUUCGGCGCUGUCUCAGACAAGACGGUCAAGAAAUUGUCUGCGACGGGCGGCAUGAAGCCUGAAUAUCGUCUGCCGCCCCUGAUUCCCGGCAGCCUGAUGAUCCCGAUUGGCCUUUUCUGGUACGGCUGGUCGGCCAAGGCUCAUAUCCACUGGAUCAUGCCCAUCAUUGGCACGUCCUUUGUCGGCUUCGGCGUAUUGGCGACCUUCAUGCCCAUCCAGACCUAUCUCGUCGACGCAUUCCACAGGCACGCAGCUUCGGCAAUUGCAGCAAACACUGUGCUGAGGAGUCUGGCAGGCGCCUUCCUCCCGCUGGCGGGCCCCAAGAUGUAUGCGGCCUUGGGUCUCGGAUGGGGCAAUUCACUCCUCGCAUUCAUCGCUUUAGCAAUGGCACCUGUUAGCUGGAUUCUCUACCGGUAUGGAGAGAAGAUUCGAACGCAUCCAAGAUUUCAUGUGGAAUUCUAA
Molecule: messenger RNA, 1611 nt
Organism: Capronia epimyces CBS 606.96
Lineage: Eukaryota; Fungi; Ascomycota; Eurotiomycetes; Chaetothyriales; Herpotrichiellaceae
Exons: 2
Coding region: 1-1611 (536 amino acids)
Biological process (GO): transmembrane transport
Molecular function (GO): transmembrane transporter activity
Source: RefSeq, a predicted model, not a curated record